Molecule: messenger RNA, 896 nt
Organism: Ectocarpus sp. CCAP 1310/34
Lineage: Eukaryota; Phaeophyceae; Ectocarpales; Ectocarpaceae
Source: the annotation of a GenBank genome assembly
CCCCCCAAACACGGGAGCGGGCACACAUGCGAGUACGAGCUUCCCGUCCACCGGUGGAGUCGCUGCCGGUGUUGUACCUUCGAGUUCGAGUGCGAAUCCGAGCUUCCAGUCCGCCGGUGGUGCCACUGCCGGUGUUGUACCUUGGUCUGCGAGUGCAUCUUCGAGCUUCCCAUCCGCCACUUCCGGUGUAGUGCUUCCGCAUUGUGCAUUCCCGCCCAUCGACGUAGAUGUAGUGCCANUCUACCGGUGUUGUACCUUCGUCUGCGAGUGCGACUUCGAGCGUCCCAUCCACCACGUCCGGUGUAGUGAUCCCGCGUUGUGUAUUCCCGCCAAUCGACGUAGAUGUAGUGCCAACGAUUAUUGCCGACUACCAGCCUGUAAUCACGGCUGCCGUAGCGUCGUCUGAGAUUGCUUCUCCCUCCGUCGUUGACCCGAGCGAUUUUCGUGCAGUUGUGAUCGACCCCCUCAUCCCCCAGGACCAUUUGCCUCUCAUGGAUAUGAGCAUGUUCCUUGAUGUAGGCCUGAUGGAUGGAAUAGACUCGGUCCCACAGGAUGAUUUUUUUCCGGAUGCGUUUGAUGUUUGCGACUCUGCAACACCCCCUCCCCCCGCGUUUGCCGUGAUUAGUGAUGAAUUGGAUUGCCUGAAGGGUUUCGUUGCUGGAUGCAGUAUGCAGCAAACCGUAGCUCCCCCCUCCCUCUCGCAUGCAUUGGCGAUUAUCGCCCCCGGUGCUUCCCCGUUUUCGGUAGGAAAAUCCACGCCGACCAUUGAUAUUAAUUUGUUCCAUGCCUCCACCGGCCAUGUAAACAAAUUUUUGAUGCGUGAAACGGCCAAGCAGCAGGGCAUACGACUGGUGGGGGAGAUGCAGCCAUGUGUGGGCUGCGUGGAGGCGAAGGGC